Messenger RNA from Acaromyces ingoldii, 795 nucleotides. RefSeq lists its product as hypothetical. NCBI's taxonomy places the organism in Eukaryota, Fungi, Basidiomycota, Exobasidiomycetes, Exobasidiales, Cryptobasidiaceae. Bases 1 to 795 code for a protein of 264 amino acids. The record is from RefSeq and is a predicted model, not a curated record. The transcript has 6 exons.
AUGAGCGGGGACGAGACGGAGGAAGUGGGGUUGAUCGAUGUAAUCGAGAGAGCCGAGGAGCUCGUCAAGGCGCGAAUGGAGGACAAUGACCCCUCGCAUGAUUGGCACCAUGUCCACAGAGUUCGCCUCAUGGCGCUGUCACUAUCGAGGUGUCCAUCACUGGCGCAUGUAGGCACCAUUGACCCGAUUGUUCUCGAGCUUGGUGCACUCUUUCACGACCUCUGCGAUGCAAAGUACCUUCCUCAAAAUUCAGCCACGGGCCCAACGACGGCAAAGACUGUUCUCUCGGACUUCUUUGAGCCUUUCUUGGCAGGCGGUCUCGUCAACGCUGAGCAAGUGCAGUGCAUCUAUCACAUCGUCGACAGUACCUCGUGGAGCAAGGAAGAGAAGAGACGAGCAGCCAAGGUGGGCGAGGACGAAGAGGCAAAGUGGCAGAAACAAUGCGGCGAGUUCCAAUGCGUAAGCGACGCAGAUCGUUUGGACGCAAUCGGGAGCAUUGGGAUCCUCCGUGUCGCAGCCUUCAGUGGCGCGAAAGACCGGCCGCUUCAUAUCCCCCCUGCAAAUCCGGCCCAGGAUUCCGUCCCGCCCGCAGAACAAGGCGAAGGGUACAAUGGCAGCGCUGUUGCACACUUUCACUCCAAGCUUCUCAAGAUCAAAGAUGACCGUCUUUGGACAGACAUGGCACGGUCCGAGGCGAGUCGAAGACAGUCAAUGAUGCAAUCUUUCCUCACUGAGCUCGACCUGGAAUGGCUUGUUGCCGAUCAAGGUGCCCAGCUCAGCUUGCUGCAGGAAUGA